Molecule: messenger RNA, 1644 nt
Organism: Sclerotinia borealis F-4128
Lineage: Eukaryota; Fungi; Ascomycota; Leotiomycetes; Helotiales; Sclerotiniaceae
Source: the annotation of a GenBank genome assembly
AUGAAGUUUCUCAAUCUUCUCACACUUGUACCCCUAAUUCAGGCGAUUCCAAUCGAGCCACUGGCAGCUCAGAAUUCUACCCAUGAUAUAGCCACAACUCCGCGCCUGGCCGUUUACGUACAAACCUACCAUGAUGAACACAAUAAAGAUAUGAAUCUAUCUAUCCUACCUCUACUGGAUGCAAAUAUCCAACCAACUCAUGUCAUCCUCGCCGCCUUACAUGUUAUGGCCACACCCGGGCUUAUUCAUCUAAAUGACGAUCCUCCUAAUGCUCAAAUGUAUGAUGAGUUGUGGUCUCAGGUGCAGGCUCUUCAGACUGCAGGAAUAAAAGUAUCGUGUAUGAUGGGUGGUGCUGCCCCAGGCACUUGGGAUUCCUUCGUUGGUUCUGAUACCGAGUUUCAUCAAUACUACGACCCACUUCUAAACAACUUCAUCAAGAAAUACAAUCUUGAUGGUAUAGACAUUGACGUUGAACAAUUCGUGGACCUCACGGUUGCUCUUCGUUUUAUCAAACAGCUCUAUAAUGAUAUGGGUCCCGAUUUCGUCAUUACAAUGGCACCAGUAGCUUCAGCUCUAUCGUUUGGCGGCAGUCUUUCUGGCUUCUCGUACGCAGAUCUCGACGCUCAAGCACGAGACUCAAUCACUGGCGCACCAAUGAUAACGUUUUUUAAUGCCCAAUUCACCAAUGGGUGGGGAUAUGCAGGAAACACCAACGAUUAUGAUGCUAUCAUCAAUGCAGGCUGGGAUCCCUCGAGAGUGGUCAUGUUAGUGUCGGCUGCGACGAACGAUGCGAGUGGAUGGGUCCCGAUUAGUACGCUUCAAAAAACGAUCAGGAGUUUGAGAAAUAAAUAUCCGAAUUUUGGGGGUGUUAAUGGCAUCGCCAUCACCAUCACCAUCGACAAAAUGUUCAGUAAACUCAGCACCAAGCUCGCACUUCGAAAAGCAGGCCUCCCAACCAACACUCUCUCCACCUUCUCAAUCAAAAACCUCGAUAAUGGCGAUCAGAAAUCCAUGAAUUCCAAAUCCGGUAAAAAUGGUGAGCCGCCAGUUACAUGGGCCGAAUCAUUUUCCAACAUGACCUCUGAAGUCAAUGUUCCGAAGAGUUGGAAAUCAUGGGGGAAUCCGGCGCCGGCGAUAAUUGAAGUGGCGGCUGCGCCGGUUGUGGGCACCAAGGCACCUAACCAUGAGACCGGAUCAAGGCUAAUUGAUACCUUCUUACCUUAUCCAGUUGCGGAAAAAAUCUUUAUCGAACUUCGUCGGUUGGCCAAUAAACAUCAAAACCUACAUUUCAUCGCCAUAUCCCACGGCUCCAAAGUAGCAACCGAUAAAUGGGUGCAACAAAUUGGGGGAGCAUGGUCUGUAGAAGUAGUUGUCGACGAUGAUCGGGAAAUCUACGCCAAUUGGGGAUUGGGAGUUAGCACGACUUGGCACUUGUUAAAUCCAUGGACGGAAAUCGCACGACAGAAACUGGGGAAACAAGAGGGGAUUUGGGGGAGAGAAGUCGAUCCGAGUGGGAAUCGAUGGGUGGUGGGUGGAAGUUGGGCUACGGAUGAGAUGGGGACGAUUAGAUGGGGUGGUGCUAGUAAGAGUGCAGAUGAGAUGGCGGAUUUGGUGGAGGCUUGUAAGAGUGUGGGUGUUUUGUGA